Messenger RNA from Mesorhabditis belari, 360 nucleotides. Lineage: Eukaryota; Metazoa; Nematoda; Chromadorea; Rhabditida; Rhabditidae. The record is from the annotation of a GenBank genome assembly.
AUGAAUUAUUUUAAUAUUCAACCUGAUCAACUCAUUAUUACCUGGUUCUAUUUCCCGACUGCUUCCGAUAAAAGGAUCCGAUACGAGAAAAUCAAUGCACUUUUCUAUGAAGAACAGAAUUUAAAAAAGCAAUUGUUUAAAGUGAAAGGAUGGGGAAUGUCUUGUAGUCCAUGUUGGUGGGCGUGUGAUACUUUUAGAAAUUUCCAUUCGGAUUCCGAUCCUUACACAUAUUAUAAUGUUGUAAUCGAUUGUGGAGAAAUGACGUAUAAGGGUUUCUCAUGUCAAAAUAUCACGUCAUUUCUUUUCGCGAUUCAGCCGAAACUCCGACCGGAUUGUAUCAUAAAACAAGAGUUUCCAUUU